AUAUCUAAAAUUCUGGCCAAUAAAGUUGUGACCUUAUCGGCAAGUGUCAUUCUCGUUCGCUCUACUUCUUAAGACGACGCCGCCGCCGCUUCAGUGUUUGGUAGCAUGUAAAUCGCCACCACUUACAUGUUCGUCUCUCGUUUAUUUAAACCGAGUAUCACGAAAAUCGGAGUCACAGCCUUUAACACGAAAGGUUUGUUGCCCUGCACAAGGAGGUUUUCACAGUCACUCAUGGCUACAAAACCAAAAUCUUGCCGCCCCUGUCAACCUGCUGGGACAACUUCAGGGAGUUCAUCAAAGAAAGCUAGGGAAAUGAGCACUGAAUCCUCCAUGAAGGAUUCCUUUGUCCAAUAUGCUGACUACCUGAACAACCGCAACGACAAACGUGAGAGAGUGGUAAAGGCAAGUCGGGAUAUCACAAGCAAUAGCAAAAAGGUUAUAUUUCAGGUGCAUAGAAUUAGUAGAUGCAACAAGGAGGAAGUUUUAAAAAAGGCAGAGGAAGAUUUAGCAGCAGUGACAGAUCAGUAUAUGUCACGAUUGGUGAAAGAGCUGCAAGGAACUGAUUUCUGGAAGCUAAGACAUGCGUAUUCUCCUGGGGUGCAAGAAUAUGUUGAAGCUGCAAUAUUCUGUAAAUUCUGUAGAACUGGUGCUCUUUUGAAUAUUGAAGAGAUAAAUGCCAGUUUGUUACAACUCAGUGAACCAGCGAUAGAGCCAUUUCAAAUUAAUGUCCUUGACUAUAUCUUAGGGCUCUCAGACGUGACAGGAGAAUUGAUGCGGUUGGCUAUCGGUCGAAUAUCAGAUGGUGAACUUGAAUUUGCUCAGCAGAUAUGUAGGUUCACACGUGAUAUUUAUAGGGAGUUGACUCUUCUUGUUCCACUUAUGGAUGAUGGUUCUGACAUGAAGACAAAGAUGGAUACCAUGCUUCAAAGCGUGGUGAAAAUAGAGAAUGCUUGCUUUAGUGUCCAUUUGAGAGGAUCUGAGUAUAAACUGCUUGGAUAUAAUGAUCCAGAUUUGUCCCUGUUGGGGUUACAAGACAUUGUAUCAUGAAGUAACUUCUGCUUUCUGCGUUCCUUUGUUAGACUGGAAACAAUUUACAGAUAGAUUUUUCUUGUUUUGCAAAA
Mangifera indica (mango) is the source of this 1121-nucleotide messenger RNA. Its product is annotated as translin-associated protein X. Bases 127 to 1047 code for a protein of 306 amino acids. The transcript has 3 exons. Gene Ontology annotation, molecular function: RNA endonuclease activity; RNA binding; sequence-specific DNA binding. Lineage: Eukaryota; Viridiplantae; Streptophyta; Magnoliopsida; Sapindales; Anacardiaceae. The record is from RefSeq and is a predicted model, not a curated record. Gene Ontology annotation, cellular component: nucleus; cytoplasm.